AUGGCUUUGGCAGUGCUCGAGCUAUGGAGCGAGAUCAUCUACAUCAAAGCCGCCGCGGACGGGCUAUCCGGUCCGAGUGAAAUGCGAUUCGAUGCGUUUCACUCGCACUUCCACCUUGCCGUCGAACGCGCCCAGCGGUUGCUUCUCGGCUUGAGUCAAUCUCCCCUGCCAACCUUUUCCGUGGGAACCGGGAUCAUCCCGCCCCUGUUCUUCUGCGCCUUUAAAUGUCGCGACUGGUGGGUGCGUCGAGAAGCCCUGCAGUUGCUCCGUGGCUGGCAGCGUCAGGAGGGCAUCUGGAGUACUCCUGGCACCGCGCUGGUGCUGGAACGAGUCAGUGAGCUGGAGUCUGAAGGCCUUUGUCCGGGAGAACAGGUGCCUGCGGCGGCCCGCAUUGAUUCCAUUCGCGUGGAUAUCUUGCCUGAAGAUUCGACUAUCCGGCUGUGGUAUCGGCGACUGCGUCUGGAGGGGGGUGGAUUUUGGGAGAGUGAGCUGCUGUCAACUGCGCAUUUAGCUCAUUAG
Messenger RNA from Aspergillus tanneri, 519 nucleotides. RefSeq lists its product as uncharacterized. The transcript has a single exon. NCBI's taxonomy places the organism in Eukaryota, Fungi, Ascomycota, Eurotiomycetes, Eurotiales, Aspergillaceae. The coding region runs from base 1 to 519 and encodes 172 amino acids. The record is from RefSeq and is a predicted model, not a curated record.